Perognathus longimembris pacificus (Pacific pocket mouse) is the source of this 1841-nucleotide messenger RNA. It is a transcript of the gene Jun, whose product is annotated as Jun proto-oncogene, AP-1 transcription factor subunit. Gene Ontology annotation, biological process: regulation of cell cycle; regulation of cell population proliferation; regulation of transcription by RNA polymerase II. The record is from RefSeq and is a predicted model, not a curated record. Bases 155 to 1162 code for a protein of 335 amino acids. Gene Ontology annotation, molecular function: transcription factor binding; RNA polymerase II cis-regulatory region sequence-specific DNA binding; DNA-binding transcription factor activity, RNA polymerase II-specific. NCBI's taxonomy places the organism in Eukaryota, Metazoa, Chordata, Mammalia, Rodentia, Heteromyidae. The transcript has a single exon. Gene Ontology annotation, cellular component: transcription regulator complex.
CAGGCGGGCGCGGGGGGGGGAGGCCAGCCCGCGGGAGCGCGCGCGCUUAGACAAAACUUUCCUGCCGAAGGAACCCGGGGCCAGCGCGCUGUGGGGCCCCCGAAACUUCUGCUCACCGGCCAGGCUAACCCGACGUGAAGUGACGGACUGUUCUAUGACUGCAAAGAUGGAAACGACCUUCUACGACGAUGCCCUCAAUGCCUCGUUCCUCCAGUCCGAGAGUGGCGCCUAUGGCUACAGUAACCCCAAGAUCCUGAAACAGAGCAUGACCCUGAACCUGGCCGACCCGGUGGGCAGCCUGAAGCCGCACCUCCGGGCCAAGAACUCGGACCUCCUCACCUCGCCCGACGUGGGUCUGCUCAAGUUGGCGUCGCCCGAGCUGGAGCGCCUGAUCAUCCAGUCCAGCAACGGGCACAUCACCACCACGCCGACCCCCACUCAGUUCUUGUGCCCCAAGAAUGUGACUGAUGAGCAGGAGGGCUUCGCCGAGGGCUUCGUGCGCGCGCUGGCCGAACUGCACAGCCAGAACACGCUGCCCAGCGUCACGUCGGCGGCCCAGCCGGUCAACGGGGCAGGCAUGGUGGCCCCCGCGGUGGCCUCGGUGGCGGGCGGCAGCGGCAGUGGCGGCUUCGGCGCCAGCCUGCACAGCGAGCCGCCCGUGUACGCCAACCUCAGCAACUUCAAUCCCGGCGCGCUGAGCAGCGGCGGCGGGGCGCCCUCCUACGGUGCGGCGGGCCUGGCCUUUCCCGCGCAGCCCCAGCAGCAGCCCCCGCCGCCGCCGCCGCAGCCCCACCACCUGCCCCAGCAGAUCCCAGUGCAGCAUCCGCGGCUGCAGGCCCUGAAGGAGGAGCCGCAGACCGUGCCCGAGAUGCCCGGCGAGACGCCGCCCCUGUCCCCCAUCGACAUGGAGUCCCAGGAGCGGAUCAAAGCGGAGAGGAAACGCAUGAGGAACCGCAUCGCCGCCUCCAAGUGCCGGAAAAGGAAGCUGGAGAGGAUCGCCCGGCUGGAGGAAAAAGUGAAAACCUUGAAAGCGCAGAACUCUGAGCUGGCGUCCACGGCCAACAUGCUCAGGGAACAGGUGGCACAGCUUAAACAGAAAGUCAUGAACCACGUUAACAGCGGGUGCCAGCUCAUGCUCACGCAGCAAUUGCAAACGUUUUGAGGAGAGACUCUUGGGGCUUAGGGGACAACGGAGAGCAAAUAAUACAGAGACCGAUUUGAGAACUUGACAGGUUGCGCCAGAGAGAGAGAGAGAGAGAGGUGUCCGAGGACUAAAGCCAAGGGUAUCCAAGUUGGACUGGGCUGCGUCCUGACGGCGCCCCCAGUGUGCACGAGUGGGAAGGACUUGGCGCGCCUUGCCUUGGCACUGAGCCAGGGAGCUGCCGCCUGCGGGCUGCCCCGCUUUGCGGACGGGCUGUCCCCGCGCGAGCAGAAAGAUAGACUUUUAACAUUGACCAAGAACUGCAUGGACCUAACAUUCGAUCUCAUUCAGUAUUAAAGGGGGGCGGGGGGUUUCAAACUGCAAUAGAGACUGUAGAUUGCUUCUGUAGUACUCCUUAAGAACACAAAGCGGGGAGGGGAGGGAGGGGAGGCUGGAGGGAGGUUUAUGAGAGCAAGGCUGCGCCUACCAAUGAACUCCUGGCCUGCCUCAUCCAUGAUGUAUGUACAUGUACAUAUUUUUUUUAAUUUGAUGAAAGCUGAUUACUGUCAAUAAACAGCUUCCCGCCUUUGUAAGUUAUUUCAUGUUUGUUUGUUUGGGUGUCCUGCCCAGUGUUGUUUGUAAAUAAGAGAUUUGGAGCACUCUGAGUUUACCAUUUGUAAUAAAAUAUAUAAUUUUUUUA